Polychytrium aggregatum is the source of this 1734-nucleotide messenger RNA. RefSeq lists its product as uncharacterized. The transcript is spliced from 7 exons. The coding region runs from base 1 to 1734 and encodes 577 amino acids. NCBI's taxonomy places the organism in Eukaryota, Fungi, Chytridiomycota, Chytridiomycetes, Polychytriales. The record is from RefSeq and is a predicted model, not a curated record.
AUGCGCCCCGGAUCCAGAGGUCACUCCAACGUUAGCAUCAGCUCCAAGGGCAAGAGCAAAAAGUCGGCAAAGUCCCGCCUCAACCCGAACGCCGGAACAACCGAUGAGCUCGCAUCCAUCUCCAAUAUCGAGCUCAACCAGGUUCACAGCUCCUUGACGGCAUUCAACUACUACUGGAGCCGCAAGGAGAACCCAAAGACGCCUGAGGAGCUCGAGAAUGAGCGGAAGCAGCGCCGCAUUUAUGCAAGUCAGUUCGCCGGACUCUGUCUCGACCUCGACACGACCGAAUCAUUGAUGGCGUGUCUGCGCGAAAGCCGCCAGGACGACUACUGCGACGCUGUCUCGAAUGCCUUUCAUCUGGAGAGAGAGCCUCCUUCUCCCAGCUGGAUCCUCGCUCGCCCGUCUCUGCCGCCGCCUGACGGGCCCAUCCAAUACGACCGCCACCGCGAGGACGACAUCUUCCGCGACGUGGUGCUCACCCACUACAUGAUGGAGGCCAUUCGAUAUCCUUUCAUGCAGUUUGCGUGCAUCCCGUCCGGCGCCAUAGGCACGCUGAUAGAUCGCUCCGCGCCGACUAAGGGGUUCUCGGCCUACCAGAUUGCCCUCUGGGCCACCAUGCUCUACAGCACACAUGUCCGAUUCGUUGAGACCAUACGAGUCAACCCGCUGAACUCUGGGCCCGAGGUUGCGCUGGAUCUCUUCACGACGUUUCUCUACAUGUUCAUGGCCCCAACAACAUCGACCCAGCCCUCGCGCAACGACAGAGACAUGUACGGGUCACCCCGACGCCGCCGAAGCAGCGUGGCGAUUCCAAAGAGCCCCGCAUCGUUUUCUAUCCAGAACUCGACUUCCGAGUUUGAAUUUGAUGGAGACUCGGGCGGGCCACGGCCGGAGCGUGGCCCGCUCUCUAACCAAGAGGCCGUCUGGCUGAUCGACUACUUUACCGACAACUACUUGAAGCACAUCAAGUUGAUAUCGCUGGUGUUCUAUAGACCGCAAGAAUUGAUGCGAACAGCGGCUCGGCGCCAAACCGAGAGAGAGCUCGACUUCCAGCCCCUGGCGAAUGGAAUUGCAGCCGAGAAAUGGGAAGAAUUCCUCGCCGAAGAGGAUGAAAAGAAGCGAUUGGCUCUCCAGGCUGAGCUGGAGGCCGUCGAAGCUAUCAAGCGAGAGGAACUCGAAAAGGAGCAGCGGUGUCGAGAACAAGAGCUUGCGAGACAGGCCGAGCUCCAAGCGAUUGAAGAUUCAUACAUCGUUGUUCCCCCAUUGAAGCCAUACGGCGGAGAGAUGCCUCAUCCUCCCAGGAGCGACGAGUUGUUUCCGGCAGAUAUGCUGGUGGAAGUCGUGCCGCCCCCAGAUGCGCCCGCAACCGAGAUCGCAUCUGGAGAGCCUGCUCCGGAGCCGGCCCCGAUGUCCUCCGAGCCCCAACAUUUACGGCCGGUGAAUCUCAACCCAACCAACAUAGCAAAAAUUAUUGGGCAGACCGCCGUGCCUCAUAUUGCCUUGGUGAUGGCCUACCUCGAGGGCAAACUGGAGCAUGAGAUCACCGAGAUGAAUAUGCGACUGGGCAAGGUCCAGGUCGGGCUUGAGAAGCGAGAAAAGGAUGACAAGAACAGGAAGCCGGCAAUGCCAAAUCCGAGAGAAAGAGAGCCCUCUCCAGACAAGGGCUUGUCCAAGGACGGCAAGAAGCUGGCUUCGACUCGCGAUUUGCCCAAGACAAUGAAGGGGAAGAAGUGA